GGAAACAGCAGUUGACUGCAGUGCAAAAUGAACAGCUCGAGCUCCUCCAUCUCAGACAAUGAUGAUGCAUUGUUGAAUGAAAUGUCAACCAUAGGGCGAUCAGUAGUCUGUGUGAUCCUGGGCCUGUCGUUCCUGGUGGGGGUCCCGGGGAACCUGCUGGUGAUCUGGACCAUCCUGAGGCACGUCCAGCAGCGCUCCCACACCGUGGUGCUCAUCCUCAACCUGGCUGCUGCAGACCUGCUGGUGCUCAUCACCCUGCCGCUGUGGAUCUACUCCCUGGCCCGCUCCUGGGUGUUCGGGAAGGCCUCCUGUAAGGCCAUGGUGUACGUCAUCAACACCUGCAUGUACAGCAGCGUCUACCUCAUCACCCUCAUGAGCGUUGAGCGCUUCCUUGUCAUCCGGUACCCGUUCAAGAUGUUGCGCUGGAAGACCAAGGCCAUUAUGGACAAGGCUCUGGUGGCUAUCUGGGCUCUGGCUUUCCUUUUAGGGAUCCCAUCCAUUCUGACCCGCUCUAUCGAUGAGAUCGAUGGGACUGAGCAGUGUCUUUUCACGGAGUACAGCUCAGUGGCCCAAGAGGUGGUGUUCUUAUGCCUGGAGACCUUGGUGGGCUUCGUGGUCCCCUUCUCCACCCUGGCUGUCUGUUACUGUCUAGUAGCAACACACCUGAAGACAAUGCAUUUCGGCAGCAGCAAACAGAAGUCGACAGUUCUCAUCAGUAGUGUGGCGGUAGCCUUCAUUCUCUGCUGGCUUCCUCACCAUGUCCUCAACACUGUAAGCCUAGUCAGCAUUCUGACAGAGGAUCCAGAUGAUGCUGUGCCUGUUUCAGUGGUCCAGAGUGCAGUAGUGUUUAUCUCUGGAGCGCUGGCCUUCAUUAGUAGCUCUGUGAACCCUGUGUUCUAUACCUUCGCUGCGAGGAACUUCCAGGGCAGUCUCCAGGAGUCCCGCAUGGUCAGGCUGUUCCAGGAAGUCGCCUCACACACCUCCUCCAAGCUAAGGGGAUCUGGCAACACAAUAGGAUCGGACAACACAACAGGAUCGGACAACACAAUGCCCUCAGUAAUGCCAGACUGCAACAAUACCACAGAUAAAACUACUGUGUAGGACUACAGAAAUGGUCGCUCUGGAUAAGAGCAUUCUGGAUAAAUUUUUCUCUCAGACCCAUGACAAAAUGUGUAGAAUUGCAGGAAACUAGUUUUAAAACAUUCUCUCUGCCCCAUGGCAAAAUGUGUAGGAUAAGAGCGCCUGCUAAAUUACUAAAAUGACAAAUGAAAACUGUGACCUGAUCAUUGAUUCAGAUGUCAGCAUUGAUGAUAAUAAAUAUGGCUAGAAUCUAGAAGUUUGAUUACAAGUUUGAUUUUUAUGAUCAUGGUACGAAAUCUAGAGAUUGUUGUAGUGCUUAUGAAAUACAGUGAGAAAAGCCCACAAAAGUAAUUAAAUUGUGACUAUUUCAACACAAUAAAGCUAUUGCAUUUGCUCAUAAAGUGGUAUAACUUAAAUAACAUUUAUUCGUGGUCCUGUUACAAUUCCUUGAAUAUUAUUGUCUUGAAAUUCCUGUUUCCCAAAAUAACACACUGGCUUACUC
Molecule: messenger RNA, 1582 nt
Organism: Coregonus clupeaformis (lake whitefish)
Lineage: Eukaryota; Metazoa; Chordata; Actinopteri; Salmoniformes; Salmonidae
Product: leukotriene B4 receptor 1-like
Exons: 1
Coding region: 28-1101 (357 amino acids)
Biological process (GO): G protein-coupled receptor signaling pathway
Cellular component (GO): membrane
Molecular function (GO): G protein-coupled receptor activity
Source: RefSeq, a predicted model, not a curated record